GCUGAGAGGAAAUCACAAAGCUUCCAUUGAGCAAAGAUGAGUUCGUUUUCUUUCAAACAGGUUCUUCUCGUUUUCUUCUGCUACAAGAUAUUAUCAGGUACGAUUUUUGAAGUUCAUUUUAUUUUUAAGUGCAUCUCCUUUCAUUCUUUCUACAAAACGACGUAGUCACUUUCCUGACCCGCGGUAAAAUGCUACAAACAGGGCUUCAGACAGAGUCAAUUCUCUUGAGAGACAAGAUAGUUUUUUUCCUCCUUUGCAAAACGGUUAGUUGCUUACUUCAAAAAUUCUACUCUAAUUCAUGCCAAACUAUUUCGCUUAAUUUAAUUUGAAAUUCAAGAAAAUAUUUGUAAGAAACUUUUAAUGGAUUGAAUUUUCGAAACAAAAAACACAAUACUCGCUGACAUGCCUUUUUAGUAAGCUCCACGCGUAUAUCAGCCAGAAUGGUACCCAGCUUACAUGGCAAGUUGGCAUUGACACACUGGUACAACUCCACAUGCAGAAAAUCAACCCUAGGUUUGAUAUAUCUAGGGCAAAUGAAACUGAUACAUUGACCGACGUUUGAGAUACUGGAUUUUAAAGUCAGAGUUAUGAGUCAAAAAUAUAUCAGCUGCUGUUAAAGUAGUUCUCCCUGAAUUUCUCAGAUUUAGCACGCCUUCCUGGAUGUGGAUUUGGGUCAUGGUAUCACUGUAAUGUUACCCCAGCUCUCUCCAGUCUGAAGUCUAUGAAAUUAUUUUUUCUGGUCCCAGAAAAAUGCAAAACUCGAAAGAAUCUUCGAUUUUCCAACCAAAUCUGCUCUGCGACUUGUUUACUUUUUGCCUUGGCGGAAAAAAUCUUUCCCAUGUAGUUUAUUAAAACAUUCAUUGAAACUAACAUUUUCCCUUCUUUUCUUUAGGAGAGGCCACAUGGCACAAAUUAAAUUUUGGUCCUCCUGCUUGCUUUGAGGCCAGAAAUAAUCGUCCAGGUUACGUCACCUACCGAGGCUUGCAAGGCAUUCUGGUUGGUGCCUUGAAGCUUGUGCACAGGUCAGGCCACGUGCGAUGCGUCUCGGAUGUCGCUUUCAACAGUCGCUGGGGUUGCCAUGAUUACAGUUCUCUCAAGGCGAGCCCACUGAAUGUGGUUAUCACUGAUAAGCAGAACAACCUGAUCUUUCCGCUGCCGCAGUUUAUCAAAUAUGCAGCAAGUUUAUGGUACGACAUGCCAGUGGUAGAUGACUUGCACUCUGACGAGCUCGUGUUCUCCAACUUCGAUUUCCCGUUGUAUCUCCAGCCACAUAUGGAGCUCCGCGUUUGGUACGGCGAAGAUCUGAAGAAUAGGUAUGACGGAGAUAACCAGGGAAGGGUGUGUGUGGACGUGUUUGGUUACGUCAUUGGAGACAUUGGAGGCGGUCAAGGAGGGUCUUCGGGAGGAGGAGGAAACUCACGAGCGCAGGUCCUGUUGAAAGAUCUGAGACAGAGCCUGGGGCACGUUAUGCAGAACAACUGGAAGUAAACAGAAUGAGCUCGACAAAGAUACGCAAAGUGAUAUCAUAAGUCGUGCGAACCUUUGCUUUAGAUGCUGAUUUGAAAUAAACAGCAACUUUAACUUUACUUAUGUUUGACUGAAAUUUUCUAUCUUCACUGAAACAAUACUCUUUCCAUCACAGAAAUCGUUACUCGAUAUUUUGAACCUACCUACGUGUGUAGUACUUAC
This is a messenger RNA of Pocillopora meandrina, 1689 nucleotides long. Lineage: Eukaryota; Metazoa; Cnidaria; Anthozoa; Scleractinia; Pocilloporidae. The record is from the annotation of a GenBank genome assembly.